UUACUCAUACAGCACGUUCGCUUUGCGUUCACUUGGGAUGUAAGUAGCAUAAAUUGCUAAGGCCUGUAUUUUGAACUCUCUUUUAUCGAUAAAAGUGUCUUAAAUGUGGCUUCUUAACCACAUGUGGUUCCUAAGCUACUUUUAUCGAUAAAACAGUGCGAUUUGCCUACGGUCGGUCGUCAUGUUGAAUUCUUUAAUAUCGCGUCGGGAGCGGUGUCCCGGGUGAGCUCGCCAGACUCGGAAAGAAAGAGAUGUAAUCACAGUUAGAUGUGAAAACUAAAUUAAAUUUAUUCAUGAUAACAGACAAGAAAGGUAAAAAGUAAUAAAGAUUCUGAGGUAUAAAUGCGCGUGAAAUCAGUCGGCGUAGUUCGGUGUCACGCUUUAUGAACAAACAUAAAAAGGAAAAAACGCGUUUACAUGCGAUACGUCUCGUUAGACGCGAUAUUUGGCUGCCGGUACAUCUGUUCGGCAUUCUUUGAACGCUUCCACUUUGUUUGAAUAUAAGAAAACCAAUUGAACGCAAAGCGAACGUACUUCGAAUAGUUACGUGUUGCUUGGGUGAGUUCUUUCUUAAUUCUCACGCGCUGUAAUCUUCUUUUUUAUCUUUAUCGUUCGUUACACGUCAAAGGAAGAUGGAAUGACGCUUUAUAAGGCGAGCAUCUAGGGAACAUUAAACUCAGCCAAGAUAACUUCACAAGAUAGGACGUACGUAAAACAUCAGUGCACAUAAUUCAGUUCAACUGGAAGGAUACGUUUUAUUCCACGUCAACAAUUAUGAUUUCAAACGUCAUAAGAAAAGUAUACUGUCCAGAUAUCAGUACAAUCAUACGAAAUGUUGCUGUUAGGUCGUUUUCACUACCAAAUUCUUCCGCAGCAUCUUCCCAAGAUAUUACAUACCAAGGUAUAUUUGGAGGCAUGGAAGAUGACGUUCUCAUGAAAGAUGUUGAAGAUUGCGGUGUGAUAGUGUUAAAUCGACCCAAAGCAUUGAAUUCCCUAAGUAUAUCCAUGUUAUCUAAGAUUCAACCCAUUUUAAAGGAAUGGGAAUCUUCGAAGAGAUUAGUAAUGAUAGAGGGUGCAGGUGAUAAGGCAUUCUGUGCAGGUGGUGAUAUUAAAGCACUUGUUUUAACAUUAAAUCAACCAAACGGACAUACUUACGGGCAGAAAUUCUUUAAAAAUGAGUAUAGCGUAAACCAUCAUAUUAGUGUGUACAAAAAGCCCUAUAUAGCUUUUAUGAGUGGGGUAACGAUGGGAGGUGGUGUUGGAUUGUCCGUGCACGGCAAGUAUAGAAUCGCUACGGAGAAGACGCUCUUUGCUAUGCCGGAAACAAUGAUAGGACUGUUCCCUGAUGUCGGCGGGACUUACUUCUUGCCCAGACUGAAAGGAAAAUUGGGUCUUUUCUUGGGAUUAACAGGACACAGAUUAAAAGGUGUUGACGUACUUCUCGCUGGAAUCGCAACACACUACGUGCCGUCGGAGAAACUCGCAGAUUUGAAGCGUGAUUUGCUGACGUCACCGAGCAGCAGCAUCGAUAACAUUUUAAAUCAGUAUCAGCCGAAAUUAAAUCACGAAUUCAGCUUAACACGUCACAUGUCGCAGAUAGACCAUUGCUUCUCCGCUCCAAACGUCGAGGAGAUAAUCGAGAGGCUGAAGGAGGAUAAUUCGGAAUGGGCACAAAAGAACUUGGAGAUAAUAUUGAAAGUGAGCCCGACCUCUCUUAAGGUGACGAAGAAAGCAAUCGACGAAGGAAAAGAAAGAUCUUUGGCGGAAUGUUUGAAGAUCGAAUAUAGAUUAACGUGUACCACGUUAAAGAAAGAAAGCGAUUUCUAUGAAGGUGUGAGAGCUCUCUUGAUCGACAAAGAUCAGAAACCGAUAUGGAAACCGAGUACUUUAGCCGAAGUUACAGAAGAAUAUAUAAACAAACGGUUCGCGCCGUUACCUGCUGAUUUGGAGUUAGAAUUGGGCCCGAGCAAAUUGUGAAAAGUAAUGGAGAGGGGGAAAUAAUCAUAUUUCAUGUCAUUAUUGGAGUUCUUAAAUGUUAUUUUUAUAUGUAAAUUUUAUAUUCAAAUGUUUAUUAAAAAUAUGAAAUAUGUA
This is a messenger RNA of Dinoponera quadriceps, 2091 nucleotides long. It is a transcript of the gene Hibch, whose product is annotated as 3-hydroxyisobutyryl-CoA hydrolase, mitochondrial. NCBI's taxonomy places the organism in Eukaryota, Metazoa, Arthropoda, Insecta, Hymenoptera, Formicidae. The coding region runs from base 775 to 1977 and encodes 400 amino acids. The transcript has 8 exons. Gene Ontology annotation, cellular component: mitochondrion. Gene Ontology annotation, biological process: L-valine catabolic process. The record is from RefSeq and is a predicted model, not a curated record. Gene Ontology annotation, molecular function: 3-hydroxyisobutyryl-CoA hydrolase activity.